AGGUCCCUCUCCACAGACUGCCAACUCUGUACGAGGUGUAGCCGCUAAUGGCUCCGCCCUACCCCGCCUCGGGGUGCGGCUCUCCCCACCCCGCACCAUGCCAACCGGCUGCCAUGGCGGCACCCCGCGGCAGUACUCCGCCGCGGUCCGGCCGCAAAGCGGCUCCUGCUCCGGCCGGGCUUGGGCCGCAGUGUUCCUUUAACCCGGCUGCUGCUUCUCCGUCCGGCCGGGCUGCCGGGCUCAGGAAUAUGUCACGGAGGUUUGCUGCUGGAUCUAGGAAAUAUUCAGGAACUGUAAAUGCUGAGAGUCUGUGUUGGACACCUGCUGUAAAUUCAAAAUCUAGUGUGUGCAUUGAGAACAUGCCAUCAGAAAUGCUGAUUAAGGUAUUUUCCUAUUUGGAUGCUAUCUCCCUGCUGCAAGUUGCUUGUGUGAAUAAGCGCUUCUAUCAGCUGGCCAGUGAUAAUGGAAUCUGGCUGAAAAUUUAUUCCAGUCGUUUUCCAGCAAAACGGAGAAUUUGGAAAAAUGGGCUUCUACAGAUGGAAACUGCUCCUUUGAGCUGUGCUGCUGUGGAGGAACGAAAGCCUGGAUACUGGAAGAGAGAAUACAUCUCAAAACAAAUAGCUGCUGUCCAAGUUAGAGUAAUGCAACUUGUUAAACCUGUCGAUCCAUAUACAGGUCUUCCAUGUAAAAACCAAAAAGCUAUAAAAGUCUCUGGUUUGAGCUGGAUAAUUGUUGUAAAGGACAAAAAUGAAAAGGAACAUGUAAUGGAGACAGCACACCUAUCAUUUAAGGACACGUCUGUUAGUAUAUUUUGGGAUGGCACAAGUUGGCCAUGCUUGGAUGUUCUAUCAACCCUAAAAUUAUUUGGAGUUCUAUCACUGUUUCCUGACCAAAGCACAGCUCCAAGCAAGAAUGGUCCUCGUCGACGUUCCCUAAUUGCUGAGUAUUAUCUUUCUCACCUGACUGAAAGCAGUGCAGCAGUUGGGUCUGAUAAGCUUGUCCAACUCUUCAGUUUGAAUCCAGGACUUGUUGUAGGCCUGUGGAAGGGAAGUAAUGAAAUUGCUUUUGUUAUGGCGAGUCUUCAUUAUCAUCAGCUUCUUGAGAGAAGUGCUUUGGGUUCUGCCACAGUUCAGUACUCUCUUCCCCCUCAUAAACCUGUGCUGGAUGAUAUUGACCCAGAAUAUGGACUGCAUGGCUACGACCUACAUCUUGAUAUGCACAGCGGAAAGCAUGCUUGCAUGUGCGGAACGUUCAGGAAUCUCUUCUGCAGAAAAGGUGACAUUGAAAAUGGAUAUUUGAAGCUCACAGUUGUAAGCUUAAAGGAUAACACAAAGCACAUACCUCUUAUUGGGACAGUUGGCUUAUCCUGGGAAACAACUGCCUUUAAAGGCAUUGUAAAGGACUGUUGCAUGUUGGAUGUUACUGUCUUGGAUGAAACUCAAAAACCCUUCUGGUGUUUCAGUGCCCCGGUUUGCAUGGAACUCUCUUCCAAAGUGUCCAACCUUUAUGAUUAUAUGGGUCAUAUCUAUACCGCAGACUAUGUAGAUUCAGAAGGUAAAGUCUGUGCUGAGCUGGUAUGGUUGGAAGAAACCAAAGAGUAUUUCAUAGUCAGUCUGGUUCUUUACAUAAGCAUUGAAAAGGUUAAUAAUUGGUAUGGAACAAGCUACUGAUAUAAGUUUAUUGUUGCUUUCUUUGCUUUAAAAUAAUAAUAAAGUGAACUUUAUGUAUUUCAUGUUUAAAAUUUAAUGUGAAUGGGUCAUACUGUGUGCGAGUUUUGCAUACAUUUGUUAUUGAUGUUGGAUGAAUUGGAGAGCGAUACUGAUAAAAAUUACUGUUUGUUUUUUUUUUUCCUCUUGAACAUCACAUAGCUUGUUGCUGGUACUGUAUGUAUUGAAAAUAUUUUUAGUAAUAAAUGUUUUUUUUUUUAAACUAUACUCAAAGGUGUCUAAAUAAAGAAGAUAAGGCUGAGGUA
Molecule: messenger RNA, 1972 nt
Organism: Coturnix japonica (Japanese quail)
Lineage: Eukaryota; Metazoa; Chordata; Aves; Galliformes; Phasianidae
Gene: FBXO15
Product: F-box protein 15
Cellular component (GO): SCF ubiquitin ligase complex
Molecular function (GO): protein binding
Source: RefSeq, a predicted model, not a curated record